UUAUGAUUUCCUUAUGAUUGCAGUUUAUUGUUCAGUUGUAUCGAUGUUGGAAGAAAGCAUGUCUGCGAAGAGCCUACCUCGUAAGCCYGGCUCGAACACAAUGCCGGAAGCCGAGAGGAGCUCGAAUUACACGUGUCACACGGUUAGAGGACAGAGCCAACUGUGCGUGGCAUGAGUUUAAAGUACCCCCCGUGGGAGCGAUAAAUAAAAAGAGCGACCGCGCGGCUUUGCUGUUUGCAGUUACUACUACCCCCCGUUUCUCUUCUCUGCCUCUCUGCAGUCUCUGUCUCUUAAUUUGUUUUCUGAUCGUAAUGGUGGACGGUCCGGACUGUCCAACUCUGAGGGCUUGCAUCGAAACUGGAAUUCCUCCCAAGUAUCUAUACUUCUCCAGCAUUUCUAUCUCUCUUUUCACUGCCUGAGUGCCUGUGAAGGAGGAAGGUUUGAAGUUACAAAUGAAACGAUCAGCAACAAGUUCUGUGUGGAUUUAUAGAUUAUGAUAUUGAGAUAAUCUGAGSGAGAAACCUGUUCUUGAUUUCGUAGUCGGAGGAAAUGGGGAAGAAGGGAAGUUGGAUCACGACGGUGAAGAAAGUAUUCAGAUCAUCUUCCAAAGAUUUGGACAAGAAGAAGGAAAAUGUGAACAACUGGAAACAUGAGACAGCGUUGCCAGAUACUAUGUCUUUUGAAAACUUCCCGGCUGAAACUUCCGCUGACGGUACCAACGAUGAAAGCAUAGCGCAGUCUCCCAUCGCUGAAGAUAGGAAUCAUGCAAUUGCAGUUGCUGUGGCCACCGCUGCAGCGGCCGAGGCUGCAGUUGCAGCAGCUCAAGCUGCUGCCAAAGUUGUACGGUUGGCCGGUUACGGUCGUCACUCCAAGGAGGAAAGGGCUGCCACCCUCAUACAAUCCUAUUAUAGAGGAUACCUUGCCCGGCGAGCGUUGCGCGCGUUGAAGGGGCUAGUGAGGCUGCAGGCCUUAGUGCGAGGUCAUAAUGUCCGCAAACAGGCCCAGAUGACCAUGCGGUGCAUGCAAGCCUUGGUGCGUGUGCAAGCGAGAGUAAGGGCACGCCGACUCCAAUUGGCCCAUGAAAAGCUCGAAAAAAGGGUUGAGGAACAACCACCACCACGAAAUCAACGGCGACGAGGACUUGGGUUGGGCCUCCAGGAAGAAGAAAUUCCAGGGACGAAGAGCCUGCAACCCAAGAAUUUUACAAUGGAGAACUGGGAUGGAAGGCAGCAAAGCUUGGAGGCUACCAAGGAGAACUCUCAGCGGAAACAUGAUGCCAUGAUCAGGAGAGAGAGAGCCCUUGCUUACGCUUUUACCUACCAGCAACAACAUCAUCUCUUGCAGUCAGAACCAAAUGCUAACAACGCUGGCUUGUAUUCUAAGGAGAUUGAAAAUCCACAAUGGGGGUGGAACUGGCUAGAGCGUUGGAUGGCAUCACAGCCAUGGAACACACAGCAUUUGUCCACACUAGAGAGCUCCCAUGUUACUCUCAUUAACACAGAUGACAUGUCCGAGAAGACGGUCGAGAUGGACACGGUAACACCACCGCGAUCUGACCCAGCCACUUAUUACCCGACCCGGCAGCAACAUCGACAGACGGGCUUUGAUGGUGUGCCUAGUUACAUGGCAACGACCCAGUCGUCAAAAGCCAAAGUGCGAAGUCAAGCUUCAGUGAAGCAGCGCAUCCCAACUGGGUUGCAGUGGAAUUCAUCGACAAGGAGGGGAUCAGUAUCUGCGUCGGCAUGCGACUCCACGAGUUCUGGUGGUGGAACCGCAGUCUAUCAAGUACCAAGGAGUCCGAGCCCAAAAGGUAAUGGUGCACACAUGCACUCCUUCAAGAGAUACGGGGGUUAUAGCCCGGACUCGACUGGUUUUGAAUUGCGAUGAGCCAGAUGCCACCUUUACAUGACUUCGGGAGCGGAUGAUGGAUAGGCUGUGGUUCCAAAAUUCAAUAAACUCUGUCAUAUCGUGUGAUACCUUGCAAUCUUUGACGACAUUUUAAGAAGUGUGUCUGUCUUUAGUCUCUUUACUUACCUGAAAAAAACAUAAGCAAGUGUCUGUCUAUUCUGUAGUCUAUACUUCAGUACUGAGGCACUCUGGCACUAAAGGAUUUAGGAGCCUUCAUUUCAUCACUCAUCAGCUUGUUGGAGAAACUUGAAAUAAUCAUCAACUUCAACUGACAACAUGAGUGACGUGAUGAAAUUCUUUCCACUGGCCGAUGGUUUUCUUCCGUCAAAAGUGAAGACUCCUUUUUUCUUCUUCAGCAACGUUGGAAACUUGGAAAUAGCUGCACUUGGCACUUGCAUAAAGUGCUGGUAUUCUACUUACCGUACAUGGGCUUCGAUUUGGAUCUUAUUAGAGUUGAGAACAAUGAGUGGGCUGGUAUUCUUAAUGGACCCUUCAUAUGUUGUGCUUGAUUACUCUGAA
Messenger RNA from Nelumbo nucifera (sacred lotus), 2427 nucleotides. RefSeq names its product protein IQ-DOMAIN 21. The record is from RefSeq and is a predicted model, not a curated record. Gene Ontology annotation, molecular function: protein binding. Lineage: Eukaryota; Viridiplantae; Streptophyta; Magnoliopsida; Proteales; Nelumbonaceae.